UACCGAUUCAGGUACCAACUUUUGCCUUCAAUGGAGAGUAAAGAAGGAGGGGGAGAUGGAUUGGUGGAAGACAAACCAACAUCAAUCACAGACUCACUUGUGGUCAUUAACAAGGAGGAAGCGAAAGAAUCUGAUCAAGAAGAAAUUCCAGAAGAAAUUGAAGGAGACGAAAAAAGUGACCAGCAAGACACUGAAGAUGAAUUUGUCUACUCUGAUGACUUUGAACCAUCCAAUGGUGAAGAAUCUGACAUUGAAGACAAUGACCAGCCAAAUGGAGAAGCCUACGUAGCUAAGGUGCGGAUUCCGAAUCCAGUAUUGCCAGAGACUGUGACAGAACUCGAGACAUCGUGGGGAAGCAAGAUAUACCUGGUGGGAACAGCGCACUUCAGCUCUGAGAGCCAGGAUGAUGUGACUAAGACAAUAGUAGCCACCCAGCCAGAUGUUGUGAUGGUAGAGUUGUGUAACAGCCGCAUGAACAUUCUCCAGUAUGAUGAAGAAACACUGCUACGCGAAGCCAAGGACAUCAGUCUGGUCAAAGUCAGGCAGCUUAUACAACAGAGUGGUUUUCUGCAGGGAGUAAUGCAUGUAUUUUUCCUACAAAUGUCCGCUCACCUCACAGAACAGCUUGGAAUGGCCCCUGGGGGGGAGUUCCGCAGGGCUUUUCAUGAGGCAAAGAAGAUCCCUAACUGUCGGCUGCAGCUGGGUGACCGGCCUAUUCAGAUAACCCUUAGUCGUGCCCUUUCCUCACUCUCCUGGUGGCAAACAAUCAAACUGGCCUAUCAUCUCAUCACAUCAAAGGAUUCUAUCAGCAAGGAGGAUGUAGAAAAGUGCAAGCAGAAGGACCUUCUGGAGGAGAUGUUGAAGGAGAUGACGGGCGAGUUUCCCGGCCUUAGUCGCGUCUUUGUUCAGGAGAGGGAUACAUUCCUAGCCCAUGCUCUUAAACAUGCUGCACAGCCUUUACCAAACCCAGAUGAUCCUACUGGUCACAUACCGAGUGUUGUUGUGGGUGUCGUAGGGAUGGGCCACGUUCCAGGUAUCAAAAUCAAUUGGGAAACCCCACAGUUUGACAUGAGAGAAAUAUGCAAAAUGCCUGAGAAGAGUCUGGGUUCAAAAGUGGUGCGGACGUGUAUCAAAAUUGGUGUUCUAGGUUGCGGACUAAGUUUAAUAGGUCUUUCAACGUUUGGUUGUUAUAAGCUCUACAAAUGGACUGGCUUUAUGAAGACUUGAAAUGAAAUUUAGUCUUAGGAGUUUAUCAAAAUAAUCUAGUGUGCCUAUAUUUGCCCUGCAUUCCAAAAAAAUGGUUUGGGGUGUUUUUGUGCAAAAUGUUAAGGGUGUAAAUUAUGCAGAAUUUUGUUUUAUGUAUGUUUGAUUUAUUUUUUAUGGAUAUGGGCUUUCGUUUAUUCAUGUUUGUUAUUUUAUAUGCUACUGUUUGCAAAUAAACAUAGCGAGAAGUGGUUGUCAAUCAAUUAAACAUAGCAUGUUUACAAUUGAUAUAUUGUACCAAUGACAUAGCCAUGUUUUAUCAGCCUUACUAGAACGGUCAGACCAAAAAUUUCAGAUGGGUUUAAAGUCAAUGUGCCACUUUGGCAUUCACAAUUGUGCAUAUUGUGAACUGUCAAACAUGUAAGUGGCACUCAUUAAAACAAACAAAAUUAUAGUGUCAGGGCAGCCAGGCAGUUCAAAUUCAUUGAUUUUGUUUUGUUGUCUUUGUAUUCUUGCAUAACUGACAUGUGUUCCAAGUUACCGGGCCUGGGAAUUUCUGUCUUACACACCCAGGUAAAAUGACUCAUGUGCAUCUAGUUUUAAUGCAUAAUGAAACUUAAUUCAAAAUAGGACAAUUUAGAUAAGCUGAUUCAGAAAAAUGUACAUCAACAAAAAGAUUAAUACAAAGUUAAAUGAGAACCUUAAAACGGCAAUGUCUAUCAAUUAUUUGACAUUUAGCUUCAAAUUCCUGCUCAUCAUGAAGUUGGCCUCAAUUAACAACUUUGCUUGCGCAUUUUACUGCAAUAUCUAAAUACAAUACUUACACUGUCAAAUUUACACUUAAAUUUAGAUGUAUACACGAGAACGUAUUGUUCACAUGUAUUCGGGGCAGAUGAAAAAAUUCGACCCUUGGGCAGCAGCCUGGCCGUAUACUUGGCAACCUCCGUAACCGGCUUCCGCACUUUGCAAUCAGAAGGAUGUAUUAUGUCUUGUUAAAAACAUGUGCUACUAGAUAAAUCAUCAUUAUAGUGCCUGCCAAGCAUGACAAGCAAACUGUUUACACUGGGAUGACUUUGUCUGGUCACUGUCAGCGUCAUACUCUGGUUUCCCAUCAAUAACUUUUGAACAACUUGGUGUAGAGUCUUUAAACUUGGUAUGCACAUAGGUCUUGGUCACUUUAUGGCCACAAUUGUGUGAGGUUAAUGGGUCUAAGGUCAUGGUGACCUUUACCAGUAAAAUUAUGCGUGCUCCUGACAGGUGACUCAUCUAUUCAGGGAAUUCUAGUUUAGAUUGUAUUAACUUACUUUAACUUGAUAGUAUUUCUGAAAACUGUAUUUAUGAAAGAUUACUUUCAGAGGUGGCCACUACACAAUAUUUAGAUACACAAACAAGUCUUCAACUUAGUAAUGUUUUGAUUAUGUUUAUUAGUAUUUGGUGCACAUUUGCUGUUUCAAAAUUUUGCAAUUAAUGGCACUAUGAAAAUGUUAUACGUAGAGAUGUUUUGGUGCAUAAUUUGUUUAAGUGUAAAAUUUAUGUAAAAUGAUAUAUUUUCAUUUUCUUUUUGUUAAAUAAUAGUUGUCAUGAUUUGUAUCUGCAAUCUCGAUAUCUUUUGCUUUGCUUUUUACAAUAGUUUGUGAUACCUGCUUGUUUUGACUGAUCUGAUGUGCCUUAGUGGAUUUUUAGGAGAAGCCAAUGACUUCUUAUUGUUCGCCUAAUAUGUGUCCAAUGCGGUUGGAGAUCCCUUAACAAGAAAAAUAAGGAAAAGAAAACAUGAUAUAUGUCAUAAGAUUUAUUUGAUUAUUUUUAUCGCAAAAUUUCUUUUGAAUUAUUUCAUAUAAGAACUUAAUAGCUAUACCUAAUGGCCAUGUCUUAAAUAUGAAAAGAUAAAUUGAAUAUUAAGAUAUAAAUUACGUAAAAGGUGUUUUAUUUUAAAGUCCAAAUCUGAAAUAACCUCAAUAAUUGUGUUUUUACUUACAAAAUGGAAAAUAAAGUAAAAGAAACAAGAAGGUUGGUUGCACAUGAACUUUUGAAAAUCAUUGUUUCCCUAAAUUGUUUAGUUUGAUUUGUAGAUUUUCUUACAUAACAUUUGAUAUUGUAGUUAGUUCAGACCAAAGAGUUUACUAUUAUCUUAGUACUGAACUUUUAGUUAGUAGUAACAUUUUUAUAAUGCAAAUCCAUGACCGGUUUACAUAUUUUGCUUACUAACAGGUUAUUAAAGGAUACUAUUCAUACUUUCAAAAUGGGCCUAGUCAAUUUAAAUUAUGGAAUUUUAUAGAAAUGCUGUAUUCGGAUGUGAAUGGUAUGAAAAAAGAAUUUUUAAUUUAUUUUUUAAUAUUUUUGUGUUUUUUUUCAACAUGACUGCCAUUUUAAUUAAGUUGUGUUUAAAUUACUCAAUUUUUCAGCAAACAGUAUAAUAAUAAUAAUAGUUUUAUUAAUUAAAGGUAACACAUUAAGUUAGUUAACCAAAUUACUUUAUUAUUAUUAAUACUUAAUUAUCAUACUGCAAUAUAUUUAUUUUUAUCUUUUUUGUGUUACAAGAAUAUCAAAAAUCUUUUUAACAUUUAGCUGUAAAAUGUAUGUUGAAAUAAAUUUUGAAUCAUC
Messenger RNA from Mya arenaria, 3804 nucleotides. Its product is annotated as traB domain-containing protein-like. The transcript has 9 exons. Lineage: Eukaryota; Metazoa; Mollusca; Bivalvia; Myida; Myidae. Bases 31 to 1227 code for a protein of 398 amino acids. The record is from RefSeq and is a predicted model, not a curated record.